Tupaia belangeri chinensis (Chinese tree shrew) is the source of this 1621-nucleotide messenger RNA. RefSeq names its product carbonyl reductase 4 (gene CBR4). Gene Ontology annotation, biological process: fatty acid biosynthetic process. Gene Ontology annotation, molecular function: oxidoreductase activity, acting on the CH-OH group of donors, NAD or NADP as acceptor; quinone binding. The record is from RefSeq and is a predicted model, not a curated record. The transcript has 5 exons. NCBI's taxonomy places the organism in Eukaryota, Metazoa, Chordata, Mammalia, Scandentia, Tupaiidae. The coding region runs from base 96 to 809 and encodes 237 amino acids.
GCUUAUUUUUGGAACGGUAGUGGUUUAAAAGCUCGUGAGAACGGGCCACCAGCCUUAGUCCUCCUUCCUCCGAGUUUGCGACUCCCGAGUCCGAGAUGGACAAAGUCUGUGCUGUUUUUGGAGGCUCCCGGGGCAUUGGCAGGGCAGUGGCCCAGUUAAUGGCCCGGAAGGGUUACCGACUGGCUAUCAUCGCCAGAAAUCUCGAAGGGGCCAAGGCCGCCGCAGGUGACCUGGGCGGAGAUCAUUUGGCGUUUAGCUGUGAUGUUGCUAAAGAACACGAUGUUCAAAAUACAUUUGAAGAGAUGGAAAAACAUUUAGGUCAAGUAAAUUUCUUGGUAAACGCAGCUGGUGUUAACAGGGAUAGUCUUUUAGUGAGAACAAAAACUGAAGAUAUGCUCUCUCAGCUUCAUACCAACCUCUUGGGCUCCAUGCUGACCUGUAAAGCUGCCAUGAGGACUAUGAUUCAACAACAGGGAGGGGCCAUCGUUAAUGUAGGAAGUAUUAUUGGUGUAAGAGGUAAUUCUGGCCAGUCUGUGUAUAGCGCUAGUAAAGGAGGAUUAGUUGGAUUUUCUCGUUCUCUUGCUAAAGAGGUAGCAAGAAAGAAAAUCAGAGUGAAUGUGGUUGCACCAGGAUUUAUUCACACAGAUAUGACAAAAGACUUGAAAGAAGAACAUUUAAAGAAAAAUAUUCCUCUUGGGAGGUUUGGAGAAACUGUUGAGGUGGCACAUGCGGUUGUGUUUCUUUUGGAGUCACCAUAUAUUACGGGACACGUUCUAGUAGUGGAUGGGGGAUUACAGCUCAUGAUAUAAUGUCCAUGUUUUUCAGUUGUUAUGGGGGUUAGCAUGAAGGACACACAUUGUGUUUGGCUGUUGAUUAGACAAUCAUACCUACAUAGGUGACAUUUGCAGUUCAAACCUACUGAUGCUACAGAUGUUGAUUUCUGUCUUUACAUGAAUAUAUCUAAACAGAACAAUGUGACCAAUUAUGUUUUCCAAAGGGUAUGUGUAAUCUAUCUUUGGUUAUCUGAAGGCUGUAGCAGUGUGAGUAUAUAGGCAUUUUGCAAGUCAUAUACAUUGGUACAUGUAUUCAUUUAUAUAUUUUGCUUCAAAAAUGGAAAAAAUUAUACUUCUCGUUGUGAUGAGUUAUUUUAUUGCAUCAGACUGAAUUUUCUGGAAUUUAACCUUUUGGGCUAUUGACAAAAUAAGAGUAUUUACAGGACACUGACCUGCUGUCAGUACUUUAGAUAGAGAUCAACAUUGUAUUCCUUUUGCAUAUGUUGGGUGAUCAGUUUUAUAUACGUCAGAUAAAAUAGUGUCAGUUAGAAUAAGGUAUAAGUUUAGAGUUUAUUUCUUGGAGUGGUAUUACUCUAAAUUGAGCCACUGGGUAAAAUAAUCUAUAAAUGUUAAAUCUGAUACAAUUGACCCAUUCUUUAGAAAUUCUUUUAAGGUUUUAAUAUCUGAUACAAUAAUAAGGUAUAUAGAUUAGGAGGUUUUUUAUCCACGAAAAUCUCAGUAUAGUGAGCUACUUAAAAACAGUGCAAGAUGGGGCCAGCAGGUGGCAUGGUGGUUAAAAGCGCUGGAUUCCCACAUGGCUGACCAUGGUCUAGUCCCGGACCUGGCGG